GGUGUAGACGUGGAGCAUUAUGUCUAUGAAUAUGAUAGUAAUAGAAGCGUAUCAGGUUUUAAAUAUUCAUCAGAUCAUAUUCUAGUUUAAAGACGUUUCGACAGCUGGCGGAGACGUCGCGAUUUUAAAUGAGAUAUUGUUUUGAGCUUUGCACGUACUAUAAAAAGUCCCACUAUCUUCCGGAAUACCAUACAAGGUCUGACUGUGGUGGUUGUUGGCUCAUUCGGGGAGAGCGUCAGAAUAGCACGUUCCUGAAGUAGGAGUUCUUUUGUUUGAAGUUCUACGGAACAGGAAAUAGUAGCAUGGAUACGCCAACAAUGUUUUUAUGCACAUUCCUUCUGAUGAUGAUUGUUUCAAGUGUCACGGCGUUAUCCCCGAUGGCGCAGAGCAUGAAUGCAGAAAUCAUGUCAGACUACAUGGACCUACAAAGAAAGGUUAUGAGAUAUAGGAUGUUUCAGUCUUCAAUGGGAGGACCGAAUGGUGGGAAUACUGUUCUUCCUGCUGGAAUACAAAAUCUCCUCGCCUCUUUUGGAGGAAUGGUUCCAUCAGAGAUGUCAUCUGUCCAAACAUCGGUAAAUAGUGGGUCACAGACAGGUAACUUUAUGCCAGAAGUAGCACCAACACUUCAAAACAUUGGACUAAAAAAUCCACAACCUGCAACAAAAACAGCAAACGCAAAGACAUCAUCAAAAAAGAGCAGUUUAAAAUCAAAAAGUGGUAAAGUUACACAUCCCAGCAAUGCAGCUCAGACACCAAAGCAGUCAUCAAGUAAACAAACCCCAGUGACAGAUAUGGUGAGUAAUGUACCAACGGCUAUAGGCUCUACUCUGGAACAAAAUCCAAUGAUUGGGCUCGAAAUGGCCGCUUUGAUGAAUGCAGGAUCGAUGAUGAAUACUGCAGGAGGAUCAAUGUUUGACCAAGGACAGACAUCAAAUCCAAGUAAUCCUACCCUAAAGGGAGUUCCGCAGAUGGCAUCAUCAGGAAUGAACAAUGGUCAAGCUGGUAUGUCGUUGCCACAAGCAAAUCUUGGACAGAUGUUAAUACAACACAACUUAUGCUCCGAGACGCCGUCCAAGUUGAGACAGAUGUGUAUGACGAAUAAGGACUGCUCUCACAAAAUGCAAUGUUUUACUGGGAGAUGCUGCGCUAAAAACCUCGACCAUGCAGAAAUUCUUGACAACAUGGUUGAACAUUUGGAGAGACAACGUGCCCGUCAAGCGUGGAUGAGACUAUGACACCGUGGCAGAUGAAUCAGCGACUGUGUCAUGGUGACAUUUGAUAAAUUAUUCCAUUCCUAAUUUAUUCAUUAUGUGGGAUAUUUUGUAUACACAAUGCCUAAUGCUUAAACAGUAAUAUAGAUAGUGUACCUGCUGUAGUUUGCUUAACUUAACUGCUUGUGUAACUAUGGAUAAUUUUGUAUCUAAAAUAUUUCCUCUGAGAGUGGACCCACAAAAAAGACGUUCACUUUCUGUCGUACAGUGCCAAGAUGCCAUAUGUUUGAAUAAGUACGUCAACUAUUGAUACAAUUCAAAGUUUUAUAAUGAUUUUAAUUAAAAUGUUACAAUUUAUAA
Molecule: messenger RNA, 1571 nt
Organism: Mizuhopecten yessoensis (Yesso scallop)
Lineage: Eukaryota; Metazoa; Mollusca; Bivalvia; Pectinida; Pectinidae
Exons: 3
Coding region: 303-1235 (310 amino acids)
Source: RefSeq, a predicted model, not a curated record